Messenger RNA from Coregonus sp. 'balchen', 2672 nucleotides. The record is from the annotation of a GenBank genome assembly. Lineage: Eukaryota; Metazoa; Chordata; Actinopteri; Salmoniformes; Salmonidae.
AUGAGAUACUUGAAAGAGGAUCUGGCUUACUACCAUGAGAAGGUCACCAAAGACCUGGCAUCCCUAGGCCAGACCCUGGACAGAGCUCUGGUGCUGAAUCAGAGCGAAGAGGAAGCUAAGCUGGAGGAGAGGAUUGAUUUUGAAAGGAUGGUUAGGAGGUUUGGGAAGGGUGAGAGAUUGAUGAGGCCAGUGCUAGAGGUUGCAGGAAGAAUAGACAGACAAAUAUCAAGACACCCGAAUGUAAAGAUGGUAAUGAAUGGGAGAAGAGCCGGCCAACUAGUGAAGGUGGCAGAAGAGGAAGAGAGUAAAAGAGGUCAAAGAGCGAAGCCAGUGAAAAUUGACAAGGAGUUAGGUCCUGUGGUCAGGAACCCAGACUCUGAACCCAGACAGAGUGUGUCCAGAAACAGGAACAGGAAUAGGAGACCUCAGGUGAGUAUGACAUCAACAGGUGUUCUGCAGCCCAUCCCUGAGAACCGAGACCCAGUGGAACAGAGCCCGAGACCACCAUCACCUGAGAGGGCCUUCAUCAACCUGCAGCCACACACACAGGUAGGACUCUAGUCCUGCAGCAUUACAUACUAGUUUAUGUGUGUGUGUGUGUGUGUUUCACUGUGUUCGUCAACUAUAAUGUGGCUAUAACUAGUCUCCUGAGUGGCGCAGUGGUCUAAGGCACUGCAUCGCAGUGCUAGCUGUGCCACUAGAGAUCCUGGUUCGAAUCCAGGCUCUGUCGUAGCUGACCGGGAGACCCAUGGGGCGGCGCACAAUUGGCACAGCGUCGUGUAGGGGAGGGAAUGCUUGCAGGGGAUGUAGCUCAGUUUGUAGAGCAUGGCGUUUGCAAUGCCAGGGUUGUGGGUUUAAUUCCCACGGGGGGUAUGAAAAAGACAAAUAAAUAAAAUAAAAAAUAAUGAAUGCACUAACUGUAAGUCGCUCUGGAUAAGAGCGUCUACUAAAAUGUAAAAUAACUAUUUGUAUAAUACCAUAGGAAUGUGUAUGAUUGAGUCUUAUGUUAUAUCUGAAAAAUCUCAAAUGCUCUCUCUCGAUUAGCUUGACCAACAAGGAGCGUUAUCCCACUCUGAAGAGAUGAGAGAGAAAACCAACCCACUCUCUGGGAUCCGUGACCUGUGUUUUCACUGUAACUUUUUGUCUUAGAAGUGACGUAGAACAGGGGUAGACAACCAAAUUAAGCCGCAGGCUGAUUUUGGUCGGAGAAGAUGGUCGGGGGUCCUCAACAUAAUUAUAAUAAUUUGUACACUGCAAACUGACCACAACUAAACCCAACAAGCGAUUGUAUUUGAAAAUAACAGUAAUUUCAUACUUUGAUUACAUUGAGACACGAUCAAGUCUCUUAUUUUAUUCGUGGGAAUACUUGGGAACAAAUUCCCUGAAUUAAACUCAUUUUUAGCUGAAUUCCUGAUGAUGGUCCUCUGUAGCUCAGCUGGUAGAGCACGGCGCUUGUAACGCCAAGGUAGUGGGUUCGAUCCCCGGGACCACCCAUACACAAAAAAAAAUUAUGCACGCAUGACUGUAAGUCGCUUUGGAUAAAAGCGUCUGCUAAAUGGCAUAUUAUUAUUAUUAUUUUACGUUUGAGAAACAUGGAUGAACGUCUAAUUCUGACAUGAGUGUGAGAGCUCGUAGGUUUAGCCACACGAUCUAACCCUGCACCUCUGUCUCUCAUGCAGAAUGACUUCGCUACUCUUGAGUCAGUGGUAGGUUGUUUACUGGAUUCAUUCAGUAUUUCUACAGACAUAUAUUCAUUACUGAUUAAUUACUGCAGCUACAAUAUUCUCCCAGUAUAUAAGACUUGUUCGGUUUCGAUACACGUAUUCCCACUGGGCACACACUGGUUGAAUCAACGUUGUUUCCAUGUCAUUUCAAUGAAAUCACGUUGAACCAACGUGGAAUAGUUGUUGAAUUGACGUCUGUGCCCAGUGGGCUGUAUCUUUUCACUGUGAUCUUGUGAUUAAUCAUGUUAACUAAUCUUGUACCGCUAAUCUUCCCAUCAAGAGUCAGAACUACAGGUCAUCUACUCCAGUGACUAUGACCUCCUUGACCUCUGUCUCUUUGACCACUGCUCCACUGACCGCUUCUCCACUGACCGCUACCCUCCAGACCACUGCCACUCCCCCCCCUCUUCCUCCCUGUUCGCAUCCCUCCCUCUAACCUCCAGACCACCGCCGCUCCACCCCUCCCUCGCCCCCACCGCCUGCCCCCACUGAAGGUUCCACCGCCGACCCUGGCAUGGCCACAGACCACCCAUCUACCACCCAUCUCCACCCAGACUGAGGGAGGACAGACAGGCAACACUGACAGGACUGGAACACCUGUACUGGUAAGAAGACUGAUAAGAACCAGGCUCCCUCUCUCUCUUUCAGUCAGAUCCACACACAUGGUGUCACAUAGAGGAAAGCUAGUGUAGAUCUGUAAGAUUAUAGCUGUGCUGGAAAGAUGUUUAAAUGUUGUAUUAUGUUUCUCAGACUCUGGACACUAAUGGAGAUCAGACAGGAGAAACCAAUGAGAUUGAUUAUGAUGAGGUAGAGGAGAUUAGCAUCCUGCCUGAUGAGGAAAGGUUCCAAGUAAAGCAAGUGGAGAAGGAAGAAGUGAAGGAGAAGAAGGAACAGGAGAAUGAGACAGGGGGGGCGAAGAAAUGUCGCAAGACCAUCAAGAAGAGGUGA